UUCAAAGAGAUAUGGUUCGUGGUGUGGAAGGAUACAUCGCCAUUGGAUCGAAACAAGUUGAAAUAGAGUUGUACUCUGCAGGUCACAAAUUAUCAGAAGAUAGUAUGAAAUUUGGCGUUGAUGAAACUUGCACCAGCAGCAAUGCUUUGUCAAAAGCUGCUUUAAGUUAUGCGAAAGGUCGUGCUCUAAUUCAAAACGAACAUGGAAUUCUAUUGAAAGCCCUUGGUUCUCAGGUUUCUGAGCCAUUAAAAUCAAUGAUAGUUGGAGCUCGUUUGGAGGAUGCUCGACUACUUGCCAAGCGCUAUGACAAAAUGCGACAAGAAAUGGAAGCUCAGACUAUAGAAGUUUCCAAGCGCCAACAGAAGCUCAGGGAAGUCCCUGGAAACACAGAAAAUAACUUAAAGUUGGAAGCGGCAGAAUCCAAGCUGCAAGAGUUGAAAUCAAAUAUGUCAGCAUUAGGUAAGGAAGCAGUUGCUGCAAUGACUGAGGUUGAAGCCCAACAACAAAGGUUAACUUUACAGCUACUUUUGGAGAUGAUUGAAGCAGAGCGAACCUAUCAUCAAAGGAUGGCAGCAAUACUUGAACAGCUUGAGGGAGAGAUGACGUCUGAGUUCCUAAGAAAUGAAGUGUCUCCUCGCCCUGUCAUGAAAAACUGUAUGCCUUCACCACCGUCAUAUGAAGAAGACAGUGGCAUGUACGUCUCCCAAAAUGAUGGUCCAGCUGAGUCCAUGGAAUACUUUCUAGCCGAAGUUAUGCUUUCAUUUCAGGCUGAGACAGAUGCUGAGAUUAACCUGUCAGCUGGCGACUAUGUUGUUGUAAGGAAGGUAUCCAGCAAUGGAUGGGCAGAAGGUGAAUGUAAAGGCAAAGCUGGUUGGUUCCCGUAUAGAAAUAUUCAAAGACGAGAGCGAGUUCUCGCAAGUAAGAUUACUGAAGUAUAUUGGAAUAUCCUUCCUUAAGUAUCUAGUCUGCUUCAUGAUCACUUGAAGCUUUAAUCAGAGGCUAUAAAGCUAAUAGGCCACCAUUCAUGAACUGGAGGAGUUGGUGUCUUCCUAUUAUUGUGUACUGUACAUGGGAAAUUGUUUUAGUGUCAUGUUCCUUCUUCUGUUUCUUCUGAAGGAAAAUUGUCUGUACAGCUGUUUUUGGAGUGAUGUAAUGUGAUACGCUAGGCCUCUGGUGAGUAUUGUUUCAUAGACUGCGAUUAAGGCAUGCAAACGUCCAUUUUUUGUGAAU
Asparagus officinalis (garden asparagus) is the source of this 1230-nucleotide messenger RNA. RefSeq names its product SH3 domain-containing protein 2-like. The record is from RefSeq and is a predicted model, not a curated record. The transcript has 8 exons. Bases 12 to 956 code for a protein of 314 amino acids. Gene Ontology annotation, molecular function: protein binding. NCBI's taxonomy places the organism in Eukaryota, Viridiplantae, Streptophyta, Magnoliopsida, Asparagales, Asparagaceae.